Molecule: messenger RNA, 348 nt
Organism: Dentiscutata erythropus
Lineage: Eukaryota; Fungi; Glomeromycota; Glomeromycetes; Diversisporales; Gigasporaceae
Source: the annotation of a GenBank genome assembly
CAAAAUCGUGUUGAGACGAUCCAACUAUCAAAUCUAUCGGAAGGAAAAGCAAAGAAUACAUUGGAUCAUCUUGGAUUAAUACCUAUGAAUGUGAGCACACAAACCACACACUUCAAACCAAUAGAAUGCGAUCCAUUCUUGUGGGAUAUGGAAACUGAUGAAGAUAGACAAAUGAUAUUCAUACAAAAAAAAAAUGAACUUGAAUUACAAAAUGCCAAUGUUAUUUUAAAAGGCGGUGCUGACAUUCUAUUGAAGCAAGCGGUAACCCCGGUGUUUGGAUUGAAACUAAGAAAAGGAAGGAGAAUUUUAAAACUGGUCAACUAUUGGAGACUUAAUUAUGAUGGAUAA